Molecule: messenger RNA, 948 nt
Organism: Rotaria socialis
Lineage: Eukaryota; Metazoa; Rotifera; Eurotatoria; Philodinida; Philodinidae
Source: the annotation of a GenBank genome assembly
AUGUUAUUAUUUCAGAUGAAAACCUUAAAAUAUCUUUUUCAUCCGACAACAAUAUGUCGAAUGCAAACAUGUAUUUUUUCGUCUCAACGUCGGUAUUUAGCUACGGAGAAAAGUGUUGAGACUGCACCAUCGGAAAUAGGCCCAUUGGCACCUGAGCUUCAAGUUAAUAAUCUCACUGGUGAUCAUCAAAAUGUUAUUGAAAUUGCUUUCAAUCGACCCGAAAGACGUAAUGCACUUGGCAAACAACUACUCAACGAGUUGGAGGCAACAAUCGAUAGUAUAAAAGAUUAUCAAGCUGUUAGAUGUAUUCUUUUCCGUAGUAUGGUUCCAAAUGUGUUUUGUUCUGGUGCUGAUUUAAAAGAACGAUUGACUAUGUCGCAAGAAGACGUAGGCCCAUUUGUAUCGAAAAUUAAAGAAAUAUUCUCGAAAAUCUUUGCUUUACCUGUACCAACAAUCGCCGCUCUUGACGGUUUGGCACUUGGUGGUGGACUUGAAUUAGCAUUAGCAUGUGACAUUCGUAUAGCCGCUAACACAGCCAAAGUUGGUUUAACGGAAACAAAACUCGGUAUUAUUCCUGGCGCUGGUGGUACACAACGUUUACCUCGAAUAAUUGGCGCAUCGAAAGCUAAAGAACUUAUUUAUACUGGACGAAUUUUGACUGGACAACAAGCCUAUGAAAUUCUUUUAGUCAAUGAAGUUGUUAAACAAAACGAACAAUUGAAUGCAGCGUAUCUACGUUCACUUGAAAUAGCUCAUGAAAUCGUUCAACAGGGUCCAUUGGCCGUCCAAAUGGCUAAACAAGCCAUUAAUAAAGGCCUUGAAGUUGAUCUGCAAACAGGUCUAGACGUCGAAGAAAGUUGCUAUAAUACUGUACUAACAUCAGAAGAUCGUAUUGAAGGUUUAAAAGCCUUUCAAGAAAAACGCAAACCUGUUUAUAAAGGCGUUUGA